This is a messenger RNA of Selaginella moellendorffii, 887 nucleotides long. Its product is annotated as elicitor-responsive protein 3. Lineage: Eukaryota; Viridiplantae; Streptophyta; Lycopodiopsida; Selaginellales; Selaginellaceae. The record is from RefSeq and is a predicted model, not a curated record. The transcript has 8 exons. The annotation marks the transcript as partial.
UGUCAACGCAGGUGAAGAUAGAGUGGUGGGGUGUAGCUUCCAAAGUCGAGCUCGCCGGAAGCUUCAAUGGCUGGCAGCACUUUUUCGUGCUGGAGCCCGAUCUUUCGUCCGAGAUCGUCAAACCAGACGGAUCAAGAGGUCCGUUGUUGUGGGAGACCGAGCUAUGGCUUUAUCCUGGCGUGUACGAGAUGAAGUUCGUCGUAGAUGGCGAAUGGCAAAUAGAUCAUAGGCGAGAAGUAUCGAUGAAAAGCAUGAACCAAAACAAUAUCCUCCGCGUGGAGCUGUGAAACAUAGAAUGGCGUGGAAUAUUCGCCGGCAUUGACGCAGUCCGGCGGCAUUCACAUAUAAUGGGAAAAAACUAGGGCGGCUGUGAUUCAAUCGAUCGAUCGAUCGAGGAAGCGCGAGAGGGAAUGGCGGCGGGCGUGCAAGGGCAGCUCCUCGAUAUCAAUGUUCUAGGAUGCAGGAAUUUGAGAGACAAGGAAUGGCUGUCGAGGCAGGAUCCAUACGUUGUGAUCACUUAUGCCAGUAGCAAAUUGAGGACAAAGACCGACACAGAUGGAGGAAGAAAUCCGUCCUUCAACCAGAAGUUUGUGCUGCCUCUCAUCGAGGGGCUCCGUGAGAUAAACGCGGAGGUGUGGAACAGCAACACGCUUACAUUCGAUGACUUCAUUGGCUCUGGAAGGAUACUGCUGGACAAAGCUCUCACCACGGGCUAUGAUGAUUCAACGUGGAACCUGACAUCAAAGAGUGGAAGAUAUGCCGGAGAACUGCGGGUCAUUCUACACUUUACGAAAACGCCAAAACCAGUAGCUCCGAUGGUCUCGUCUCCAUAUGCAGCGCAGCUAUACUCCACGGCUCCACAGCCUUAUCCGUACGCUGCUCCACCA